AAAUUCUUGCUCACACCCAGGGUAGGAAAGUGAAAGAUAAACUAUGGGCCAAUGGCAUUUCUCCACGUAGGGCCUGGUGAGUCCCGCCCCCUGAAUGAAUCAGCUGCUGUGUAGCUGUGCUGUUCACAGGAGGAGCCAUGAGAACUAGAGGCAUUCCCACUCAAUCUCCCUUUUCUCUUGAGUCUCAGGAUCUUGUUAUCAUGCCACUUCUUCUGACAUAGUUUCAGAUUAACCCAGCCAGUAUUAAAAAUUAGAAAAGGUGCCCUUUUUCGAAAUUCUUCCAGUGUGCUCCUCUUGCUCCUGAUCUCACAGCUGAGUUCUGCUUCUGGGUGACAGAUACGGCCCAAGGAGAAGGAAAAACAAAGUUAAUGACUUUUAGAGAAUCGCAGUAGAUUUCUGGUCUGGACUUAAAAAUCUUAUAGGACCUAUGAAUAGAAAAGGAGCUGCAGGUAGGAGAGAUGUCAUAUUAUUAAGACUCCGAAACCCAGAGAGGACAGGAUGCUAGAAAUUUAUCUGGAGAGGGCCGGGCGCGGUGGCUCACGCCUGUAAUCCCAGCACUUUGGGAGGCUGAGGCAGGCGGAUCACGACGUCAGGAGAUUGAGACCAUCCUGGCUAACAAGCUCCUGUGGGGAAACUCAUUUGUGGAGACCAGCCCUCUGGUUUGGUGAGUGAAUCUGGUCUACACCGGCUCCUGCCCCGCCCUCACUCUUCUCCCCUGAUUCAAGACUCCUCUGCUUUGGUCUGAAGCACUGCAGGAGUUUGUGACCAAGAACUUCAAGAGUCAAGACAGAAGGAAGCCAAGGGAGCAGUGCAAUGGAUUUCUCAGUAAAGGUAGACAUAGAGAAGGAGGUGACCUGCCCCAUCUGCCUGGAGCUCCUGACAGAACCUCUGAGCCUAGAUUGUGGCCACAGCUUCUGCCAAGCCUGCAUCACUGCAAAGAUCAAGGAGUCAGUGAUCAUCUCAAGAGGGGAAAGCAGCUGUCCUGUGUGUCAGACCAGAUUCCAGCCUGGGAACCUCCGACCUAAUCGGCAUCUGGCCAACAUAGUUGAAAGAGUCAAGGAGGUCAAGAUGAGCCCACAGGAGGGGCAGAAGAGAGAUGUCUGUGAGCACCAUGGAAAAAAACUCCAGAUCUUCUGUAAGGAGGAUGGAAAAGUCAUUUGCUGGGUUUGUGAACUGUCUCAGGAACACCAAGGUCACCAAACAUUCCGCAUAAACGAGGUGGUCAAGGAAUGUCAGGAAAAGCUGCAGGUAGCCCUGCAGAGGCUGAUAAAGGAGGAUCAAGAAGCUGAGAAGCUGGAAGAUGACAUCCGACAAGAGAGAACCACCUGGAAGAAUUAUAUCCAGAUCGAGAGACAGAAGAUUCUGAAAGGGUUCAAUGAAAUGAGAGUCAUCUUGGACAAUGAGGAGCAGAGAGAGCUGCAAAAGCUGGAGGAAGGUGAGGUGAAUGUGCUGGAUAACCUGGCAGCAGCUACAGACCAGCUGGUCCAGCAGAGGCAGGAUGCCAGCACGCUCAUCUCAGAUCUCCAGCGGAGGUUGAGGGGAUCGUCAGUAGAGAUGCUGCAGGAUGUGAUUGACGUCAUGAAAAGUAAGAAAGUGAACAUCGUUGAAGUGAAGACUUUCCCAAGAUUACACAGAGGGGAAGACCUUCCCAAGACUACACACAGACAGGUAGACAUGAGCACAUUUCUCUGGGCUCCAGUGUCAGGCGUCUGCCCUCUACUGUCCUCAGGGAAGAGUGUCCAAGUGCAUCAGAGUGAAAGCUGGACAUUGAAGAAGCCAAAAUCUGUUUCCAAGAAACUAAAGAGUGUAUUCCGAGUACCAGAUCUGAGUGGGAUGCUGCAAGUUCUUGAAGAGCUGACAGAUGUCCAGUACUACUGGGUGGACGUGAUGCUGAAUCCAGGCAGUGCCACUUCGAAUGUUGCUGUUUCUGUGGAUCAGAGACAAGUGAAAACUGUACGCACCUGCACGUUUAAGAAUUCAAAUCCAUGUGAUUUUUCUGCUUUUGGUGUCUUCGGCUGCCAAUAUUUCUCUUCGGGGAAAUAUUACUGGGAAGUAGAUGUGUCUGGAAAGAUUGCCUGGAUCCUGGGCGUACACAGUAAAAUAAGUAGUCUGAAUAAAAGGAAGAGCUCUGGGUUAGCUUUUGAUCCAAGUGUAAAUUAUUCAAAAGUUUACUCCAAAUACAGACCUCAAUAUGGCUACUGGGUUAUAGGAUUACAGAAUACAUGUGAAUAUAAUGCUUUUGAGGACUCCUCCUCUUCUGAUCCCAAGGUUUUGACUCUCUUUAUGGCUGUGCCUCCCUGUCGUAUUGGGGUUUUCCUAGACUAUGAGGCAGGCAUUGUCUCAUUUUUCAAUGUCACAAACCAUGGAGCACUAAUUUACAAGUUCUCUGGAUGUCGCUUUUCUCGACCUGCUUAUCCGUAUUUCAAUCCUUGGAACUGCCUAGUCCCCAUGACGGUGUGCCCACCGAGCUCCUGAGUGUUCUCAUUCCUUUACCCACUUCUGCAUAGUAGCCCUUGUGCUGAGACUCAGAUUCUGCACCUGAGUUCAUCUCUACUGAGACCAUCUCUUCCUUUCUUUUCCCUUCUUUUACUUAGAAUGUCUUUGUAUUCAUUUGCUAGGGCUUCCAUAACAAAGCAUCAUAGACUGCUGAUUUAAACUGUAAUUGUAUUGCCGUACUGUGGGCUGGAAAUCCCAAAUCUAGAUUCCAUCAGAGUUAGUUCUUUCUGAGGUCUGCAAGGAAGGGCUCUGUUCCAUGCCUCUCUCCUUGGCUUGUAGACGGCAUCUUCUCCCUAUGACUCUGCACAUUGUCUUUAUGUAUAUCUCUGUGCCCAAGUUUUCCCUUUUUAUUAAGGCACCAGUCAUACUGGCUCAGGGCCCACCGCUAAUGCCUUAAUGAAAUCAUUUUAACAUUAUGUUCUCUACAAAGACCUUAUUUCCAAAUAAGGUAAUAUUCGGAGGUACUGGGAAUAAAAACUUCAACAUAUAAAUAUGAGGAAGUCACGAUUUCACUCAUAACAAUCUUACCCUGUCUUGCAAGAGAUGCUUGUACAUUAUUAUUCCUAAUACCUUGGUUUCACUAGUAGUAAACAUUAUUAUUAUUUUUUUGUAUUUGCAAAGGAAACAUAUCUAAUCCCUCCUAUAGAAAGAACAGUAUUGCUGUAAUUCCUUUGCAAUCUCUUUUCUUCCUCAUUUCCUCUGCCCCUUAAAAGAUUGAAGAAAGAGAAACUUGUCAACUGAUAUCCAUGUUAUCUAGCAAAGUACGUAAGAAUCUGUUACUAAGUAAUGUAUCCUUCAGAAUGUGUUGGUUUACAAGUGACACCCCAUAUUCAUCACAAAAUUAAAGCAAGAAGUCCAUAGUAAUUUAUCUGCUAAUAGUGGAUUUUUAAUGCUCAGGGUUUCUGAGGUCAAAUUUUAUCUUUUCACUUACAAGCUCUAUGAUCUUAAAUAAUUUACUUAAUGUGUUUUGGUGUAUUUUCCUCAAAUUAAUAUUGGUGUUCAAGACUGUAUCUAAUUCCUCUGAUCACUUUGAGAAACAAACUUUUAUUAAAUGUAAGGCACUUUUCUAUGAAUUUUAAAUAUAAAAAUAUUGUUCUGAUUAUUACUGAAAAGAUGUCAGCCAUUUCAAUGUCUUGGGAAACAAUUUUUUGGUUUUGUUCUGUUUUCUUUUUGCUUCAAUAAAACAAUAGUUGGCUCUA
Pongo pygmaeus (Bornean orangutan) is the source of this 3695-nucleotide messenger RNA. It is a transcript of the gene TRIM22, whose product is annotated as tripartite motif containing 22. The record is from RefSeq and is a predicted model, not a curated record. The coding region runs from base 814 to 2475 and encodes 553 amino acids. The transcript is spliced from 10 exons. Gene Ontology annotation, molecular function: zinc ion binding; protein binding. Lineage: Eukaryota; Metazoa; Chordata; Mammalia; Primates; Hominidae.